CCUGUGUGCCUGCAGGACCAGGACUGGGCUUUAGGCAGUGCUGGGGUCGGACAGGAUCAGGACCGGUGGGACAUGAACAGAAAGAAAUCCUCACGUCGUUCCCCUUAAAAGCCCACCGAGAGGCGGACAGACAGAAACACAAUGAGGGACGCGGGAGGAGAAGGAGGAGGAGGAGGAGGAGGAGGAGGCGGAAAAAUCAGUAAAACCGAGAAGGACCAGAGCUGGAUCCCAAAAAUCAUCAAGAAAAGAGUGUGCACCACCUUUGUGGAAAAUGCCUCCAGUAACGGCGCCCUGUGUCAGUGCGGCGGGUCGAGAGACGCCCACGGCUCUGUGGCCCUCGGGGACUAUUUCGGCACGGCGAUCGUGAACCGGUGGGACAGCGCCCAGCACUCCUCCGAGUACCCGACUGACGCCUUCGGGGAGAUCCAGUUUGCUGGAGCCAGCAAGAGGCACAGCUAUUUUUUGCGUCUGUCAUGGGACACGCCCCCGUCUAUGGUCUACACCCUGAUGACCGCUCACUGGGGCCUCCCUUCUCCCAACCUGGUGGUCUCCGUGGUCGGGGGAGAGGGCAAGACGAAGGUGAAAACCUGGGUGCGGGAGGUCAUCCGGCAGGGACUCGUGAAGGCCUCGCAGAGCACAGGAGCGUGGAUCCUGACGGCCGGCUUGAGAGAAGGCGUGGGCCGAUGUGUCGGGGAGGCGGUGAGGGAUCACGCCACCGCAGCCUCUUCGGUGUCCCUCAACAAGGUGGUGGCGCUGGGCAUUGCUUCAUGGGGCCUCGUGCACAACCGCGAGCAGCUGGUCAACCCUCAGGGCAGCUUUCCGGCAAAAUACUACAUCAGCAACGCGGCCGGGGAUUCCUGCUGCCUGGACAACAACUACCAGGCCUUCCUGCUGGUGGACGACGGCAGCGUGGUCAACAAGGGAGGGGAGACGGGCUUCAGGGCCAAGCUGGAGGACUACAUCUCCCACCAGCGCACGGGCAUAUGGGGCAGUGGAAGUAUUGACAUCCCCGUUCUCUGUAUGCUGGUAUCAGGAGAUGCAAGCAUGCUAGAGAGAGUGGAUCUCUCUCUGAAGAACUCCAUGCCCUGGCUGGUGCUGGCCGGCUCCGGGGGCAUGGCCGACUUCCUGAGCGACGUCCUGGAGAACCUGUCCUCAGUCCCGGUCGUCCAGUCCUCCAGCGAGGUGGACGGCGAGGUGGCGCCCAGCGUGGACCUGAAAGACAGAAUGGCAGAGCGGGUGAAGAAAUACUUCCCUCUGGAAACGGAGACGGAUAAACUGGUCGAGCGGGCUCUGAGCAUCUACCAGAACAAAGACUUCAUCACCAUCUACCACGGAGAGCAGGAGGGCCCCAACGACUUUGACACCGUCCUGCUCAAAGCGUUAGUGAGAGCCAGUAAGCAGCGAGCGUCGGUCGACGCCAGCCCGUACAACGAGGAGCUGAAUCUGGCCGUCACGUGGAACAGGGUGGACAUCGCCAAGAGCGAACUCUUCAACGGAGACAUCCUCUGGAGGUACAGAGACUUGGAGGACUCCAUGACAGACGCCCUGGUCAACGACAAACCCCAGUUUGUGAGACUUUUCACUGAAAACGGCCUGAACAUCCUGGACUACCUGACUUAUGGUCGGCUGGAGAGUCUGUACCGCUCUGUGGCCGACGGGACGCUGCUCUACCAGCUGCUUCAGCGCCGCCUUGUGGAAAGGCUGGGAACUGCAGGGCCCACUUAUUCGCCGUCCAGUGUGCAGGAGUCCCCCUCCAAAGUGGCAGCGGACGGCAUGCAGAAUGGUCCAGCCACUGACAUCAGCCUGUUUGAGGUGUCAGGAGUCCUGGAGCUGCUGUUGGGUGAUGUUUGUCAGCCGUUCUACUUUGAUGCUUUGGAUUUGCACAUGAUCACUUCCAAAAGAAGAGCUCUGAGGCGUGUCAGUAAGCUGCUGCGUGGAGACUGUUUCUAUCGAGACAGGCGCUGCCUCUACCCCUGGGCUUCGCUCUUCAUCUGGGCCGUCCUGCAGAACCGCAGCGAGAUGGCCACUUUAUUCUGGGAGAUGGCAGGCGAGUCCGUGCUGAGUGCGCUCAGCGGCUGUAAGAUACUGAGAGAACUGUCCAAACUGGAGGUGGAGACCGAGACCAAACUGUCCAUGAAGGAGCUGGCUCAGAGGUUUGAGAAUCUGGCUCAUGACGUCUUCGGCUCUUGUUAUCGGAGCAACGAGAGCCGCUCCUUCACGCUGCUGAUCCGGAAAUCUCCCGUCUGGGGCGGAACCACCUGCCUGCAGAUGGGCAUGGGCGCUGACGCUCGGCUGUUUUUCAGCCAUGAUGGAGUACAGUCUCUGUUGUCCCAGAUCUGGUGGGGUGACAUGAAGAGAAACACAGAAGUGUGGAAGCACAUCCUCACCUUCUUCUGCCCUUUCCUCUGCUACACAAACCUCAUCUCUUUCAGGUCCGAAGAGGAGCAGCAGCAGGAGCAGGAGGGGAAGCCCAGUGAGGACGGGCCGGGCCGGGACAGUGACAGCCUGUACGGCACCACCGUCUUCUCUUUCUCUGACAUCAAGCACAUUGAAGCCGACGCACAAAUGCCCACCACUCCCAGGACGGCCACCAUCAGAGGCGUGCCCCAGCCCCGCAGGCCGCCCAAACGGCCCUUCAUCGUGUCCCGCUGGCGCCAGUUCUGGUUCGCGCCCGUCACCUCGUUUUUGGGCAACGUCCUGAUGUAUUUCCUCUUCCUCCUGCUGUUCGCCUACGUCCUGCUGGUGGACUUCAAGCCGCCGCCGCCCUCGGGCCCGGCCGUCACGGAGUACGUGCUUUACUUCUGGGUGUUCACCAUCGUGUGCGAGGAGAUCCGUGAGACUUUCUUUGUGGGGACGAAGACUUUGCGCCAGAGGUUCAGAGUGUACAUUCAGGACGUGUGGAAUAAAUGUGACCUCACCGCCAUCACGCUCUUCAUCAUAGGACUCAUCUGCAGGAUGUUUGAAUGGUCCUACGGAUUUGGCCGGGACGUCCUGUGUGUGGAUUACAUGGUUUUCACCCUGCGCCUCAUUCACAUUUUUGCCAUUCACAAGCAGCUCGGACCCAAAAUCAUCAUUGUGGGCAAGAUGAUGAAGGACGUGUUCUUCUUCCUCUUCUUCCUGGUCAUAUGGCUCAUGGCGUACGGGGUCGCGAAUCAGGCUCUGAUUUACGCGUACGACCCUCACCUGGAUCGCAUAUUUCGCAGAGUCUUCUACAGGCCUUACUUGCACAUCUUUGGGCAGAUCCCCGUUGAAGAGAUGGACGUGGGAAAGGACUGGGAUAUGCCCUGCACCGACAACGUGACGCUGAUCAAUGACGGAGCAGAGCCCUGCAGGACCCUCUACAGCAACUGGCUGGUCGUGAUCCUGCUCGUCAUUUACCUCCUGGUCACCAACAUCCUGCUCAUCAACCUGCUCAUUGCCAUGUUCAGCUCCACCUUCUCCGAGGUGCAGGCGCACAGCGACGUCUACUGGAAGUUCCAGCGCUACAACCUGAUCGUUCAGUACCACUCGCGGCCCUCCCUCGCUCCGCCGUUCAUCAUACUGUCACACAUCAACCUCUUCAUCAAAAGGGUCAUUCGGAAGGUGCCUUCUGUCAAGAUCCACCACUUUGUGCUGCAGUUACGAGGCAAAGCGGCCAACAGACUGACUACGUGGGAAACCAUCCAGAAGGAAGACUUUCUGACGGCCCAGAGCAAGAUCCAGAAAAGCAGCGACUCGGAGAGGCUCAAGCGGAUGUCUGCGAAGGUGGAUGGAGUUCUUAAGCAUCUGAGUGAAAGUCGAGACUUUGACCACAGGCUCAGAGCUCUGGAGAGCGAGAUGGAGUACUGCUCCAGCGCUCUCAGCUGGAUUGUGGACACUUUGGCUCAAAGCAGCACUUUCAAACCUCCCCGGGCCCCUCCCACAUUGAGAGAUAGUUUCCCCUCUUCCAGCUCAACCUGAAUGGUCCCUUUUGAAGCCUGCAGAAACUCGCCUGCAGCCCACCUGUCACACAACCGUCCGGCCACCGAUGUCGCUGAACUGCCUGAACUUACCAAAGACGAGAAACGCUGAACUGGAAGGAAGAAGUUCACACACAUUCUUGCACAUAAGAGUUUUAAAUUUGACCCCAGUUCCAGAAAGGUUAGGAUGACGUGUGAAUUGUAAAUUAAAACAAUUAAAGCAGAAUGCAGAGAGUAUUGGAGGAGACUUGUGGCCUGCACUGACAGAUUGCGGGAAAAUGUUACAAGAAAUAUUCCAUCCAUCGAUUUUAUUUAUUUUUUUAAUUAUUAACCUGUUGUAGAAAUCCAUAGAAAACCCCACACAUGCAUGAGAAGAUCUUACAAACUCUGCAGAGAUUACGUCGUGAUAAACCUCAUCAUUUCUACAUUGGAGACGCUGCCUCUUUUUUUUCUUUUUUUUUUUAAUCCCCAUCAUGUUCCUAACCUGUAGCCCAUCAGCCAAUGUGGUGGCUAAAUGCUUCUCCAGGUUCUCCACUUAUUUAUAUUUUUGGCCUCUGCUCAGAUUUUUUUUUUUUUUCUGGGAAAGCUGCCAUCAAAUUCUCAUUGAGAAAAAAAAUUAAAAAAAUUCUGACAUAUUUCACUGCCAAUCCACAUCUAUUUACAUUUCACACAUCUUCCAACCUGUCUGGGACUUGAACGUCUUAUAAGUUAAUGAAAUGAUAUCAGACAUGAUGUAUUUAAGAUGUGGCUCUCUGGACUCGAUGUUACUCCUGCUGUGGUUUGAAGCCAUCGGCUGUGAUUCACUGUAUUUUUAUGCAGGUUUUUCAUUGUGAUGUAAGAAUGCUGUAAUGUUGUUUACAAAUUGAUCUUGUGGUUACCACUUUUGUAUUCUGUUCAAUAAAUUGUGCCUACAUUUUAAAA
Salarias fasciatus (jewelled blenny) is the source of this 4859-nucleotide messenger RNA. RefSeq names its product transient receptor potential cation channel subfamily M member 4-like. Lineage: Eukaryota; Metazoa; Chordata; Actinopteri; Blenniiformes; Blenniidae. The record is from RefSeq and is a predicted model, not a curated record. Gene Ontology annotation, cellular component: plasma membrane. Gene Ontology annotation, molecular function: calcium-activated cation channel activity; ligand-gated calcium channel activity. The transcript has 28 exons. The coding region runs from base 142 to 3939 and encodes 1265 amino acids. Gene Ontology annotation, biological process: calcium ion transmembrane transport.